AUGGGUAACCUGUAUUCUUUGGUCAAGAGAAAGACUACUACUGGGCCAAAUGUAUGUUCAGAACAAGAACUGGCCAUGGUGGCGCAUCAGCAGCCAUGCGUCCAAGCCUUCACCCGUUUUGUAAAAACAUGGAAACAGGAUUGUGGAGCCCAGAGGUGGUGCGCAAGCUACGAGAGAAGGACACACUACUAUACCAUCUAUAAGCAAGUGUACAGCAUGGAACAUCACAUCAUCUUUAAGUGUUGUCCUGGCUGGGGCAGGAAAAAGGAUGAUGAAGCUGGAUGCCUGCAUGGUAAGUGUUGGGUUGGAACAUGCUUCUUUAGAUCAAGAUGCUCGGGCUCCCAAAGCCAACUUAUGGCAACUCCGUAGGGGUUUCAAGGCAAGAGAAUAAAGUAUGAUGUAAACGAAUGUGCUGUUGAGAACGGAGGCUGCCAGGAGGUGUGCUGCAAUACAUUUGGUAGCUUCUAUUGCAAAUGCCCAGUAGGCCAAAAACUGGGAGAAGAUGAGAAAUCCUGUGAAGGACUGUGUAGAGCCUCUGAUAUCGACGAAUGUGCAGUUAGAAAUGGAGGCUGCCAGCAGAGUUGUAUUAACACUGUGGGAUUCUAUCACUGUGAUUGUGAUACAGGCUAUCGACUUCAUACCGAUGGAUGCACCUGCAUAAGCAUUGACCCCUGUGCAAAUGGAAAUGGAGGUUGCUUACACAUCUGCCAAAAUGAAGGCGGACUUGCAAAGUGUGAAUGCUACUCCGGACAUCGCCUUUCUGCAAAUGGGCGGUCUUGUGCAGAUGUUGAUGAAUGUGCCGAGGGGACAGCCAGGUGUACUCAUCACUGUGUGAACACUCUGGGGUCUUUUGCCUGCGCUUGCAAUCCUGGUUUUGAGCUCGGGGCGAAUGGAAGGCAAUGUUACCGCAUUGAAAUGGAAAUCGUCAAUAGCUGUGAAGACAACAAUGGCGGUUGUACUCAUCACUGUGAACACUCAACCAAAGGACCUCUGUGUUCUUGUAACCAAGGAUAUGUCUUGGAUUUGGAUGGGAAGACAUGCACAGACUUGGAUGAAUGCGAGGCAGAAGAUUCCUGCUGUUCACAGUUCUGCGUCAACUACAUUGGAGGUUAUGAAUGCAGCUGCAAAGCAGGUUUCCGCCUUAACCCUGAUGGCUGCAGGUGUGUUGAUGUGGACGAAUGCCUCGCUGACACCCAUGGUUGUGACCAACGCUGCAUUAACUCCUUGGGUUCCUACGAAUGUGUGUGCGAGGAAGGGUACCGGCUGGGCGUCAACAGACAGUCUUGCAGCUCACUAGAUGACGAGGAGCUAGAAGAGGAAGAGCUGGAAGAGGUCAGGAGUCCUUACCUUCGCUUCAGAAGGCCACCUCAGAUCCUUCAUUUCAGUAUGUCCUUCGAUUCCUUCUAUGAGGAUCAGGAACAAGAUGUUCGUGGAGAGCUUGCUCUUGAGCACUCAACUGUUUGCAUGGAUGGCACAUUUGGCAGGGACUGCAGUUUAAGCUGUUUGGAUUGUAUGAACAGAGGGAGAUGCAACAGUGAAAACAGCAGCUGUGACUGCCCACCUGGCUGGACUGGAAUUAUCUGUAAUGAAACCUGCUCUGCAGGAACCUACGGCAAAGAUUGUAGCAGCCUCUGCAAGUGUCAGAAUGGAGGUUCCUGCGACCCUGCAACAGGGGAAUGUCGCUGCCCACCAGGAAUGAAUGGAAAGUUUUGCGAAGAUGGUUGCCCCAAAGGACUUUUUGGGAAGCACUGCAACAAGAAAUGCCAUUGCGCUCACAGCAGCCAUUGCCACAGACUGUAUGGAGCCUGUUUAUGUGAUCCUGGGUUAUACGGUCGCUUCUGCCACCUAACUUGUCCCAAAUGGGUCUUUGGACCAGGAUGCUCAGAAGAAUGCCGGUGCUUAAAACAGAACGCUUUGGGUUGCAAUCCCAGGAAUGGCUCUUGCAUCUGUAAACCAGGUUACGAGGGAAGCAAGUGUCAAAAAGCAUGUCCUGCUGGUUACCAUGGAAAAAACUGCUCGCUGCAAUGCAGCUGCAGUAGCGAUGCUCCGUGUGACCCCAUCAGAGGUGAAUGUGUGUGUCCACUGGGCUGGAUUGGCCCUGACUGCAAGCAACGUUGCCCCGGGGGGACGUUUGGCCCAAGCUGUAAUUCUAGCUGUCAGUGCCAGAACGGAGCUGCCUGUGACCCCGCGAGUGGAGCCUGCGAUUGUGCAGCCGGCUGGAUGGGAACCUUCUGUGAGAAAGCUUGUCCAGAUGGCUUUUUCGGGCUCGAGUGUCGCCAGAUGUGUGACUGCGAGAACGCCGCUGCCUGCGAUCACGUCAUGGGAAUGUGCAAUUGCCUCCCCGGCUGGGCGGGACCCAAGUGUGACCAACCCUGUCAGGGUAACUGUUAUGGACAAGGCUGCGUUGGGUUUUGUAAUUGUCAGAAUGGAGCAGUCUGCGAUCGCACAACUGGAGUGUGCGUUUGCGCGAAGGGGUGGAGAGGACCACUCUAAAAUUGUAUGUUGAUUGGUGAGUGUGAAACUGGAAAAUACGGAGAGCAGUGUCAGCAGAACUGCAGCUGCAGCAACGGUGGAAUUUGUGACCAUCGCUCAGGGAAAUGCUCUUGUCGUCCAGGGUGGCUUGGAGACCAUUGCAAUACUGCUUGUCUGCCAGGCACAUACGGGGAGAACUGUAACCAAGUGUGUCAGUGUUCUGGCAAGAAUGAAGAGUGCCACCAUGUCACGGGGCGGUGCGGCUGCUUGCCAGGUUACUACGGAAUCCGCUGUGGCCUCAGAUGUCCAGAAGGUACCUAUGGUCCGUACUGUAGGAGAGCAUGCAUAUGCCUGAAUGGAGGGCAUUGUGAUCCUAUGACAGGAGCUUGCAGUUGUCCUCCUGGCUUCAUUGGAGCUGACUGUGGUAAAACUUGUCCAGAGCAUCACUAUGGGAAGGAUUGCACCUCUUUCUGCUCCUGUGCUAAGGGACAUUGUGACCCCGUGUCUGGCAAGUGCUAUUGUCCUCCUGGCCGAAUUGGACCAAGUUGCCUUCAAGUGUGUCCCCAGGGACGAUAUGGCCCCUACUGUCAGCUAAAAUGUCUGUGUAAGAAUGGUGGUGUCUGUGAUCCUGUGAACGGGACAUGUACCUGUGGACUUGGCUGGACAGGAAAAUAUUGUGAGAAAGAAUGUACUCCUGGAAAAUACGGUUCUGGUUGUCAGCUAGAUUGCUCUUGCCAGAAUAAUGGAACCUGUGACAGGUUUACUGGCUGUUGUCAUUGCCCAGAAGGUUAUUAUGGACAUUCCUGUGAACAUACCUGCCCUUCUGGAUUUUAUGGGCUCAAAUGCCUAUAUCCAUGCCACUGCAAAAAUGGAGGGAUUUGUCUUCCAACCACUGGGCAGUGCCUUUGCCUUCCUGGCUUCCAAGGUGUACAGUGUGAAAAAGGUUGUACCAUUGGGUGGUUUGGGGAUAAAUGUCAACACCGGUGUGACUGUGAAGGAUCAGCUCGGUGUGAUCCAGUGACUGGGAAAUGUCUUUGCCUACCUGGCAGGACUGGGGACAGAUGUGAAAUUGAAUGCAGGCCAAACAGAUUUGGCCCCAACUGUUCUCAGCAAUGUGAGUGUGCCAAUAAAUCCCAAUGUGAUAUUCGCAAUGGGAGAUGCACUUGUCUCCACAGGUGGAUGGGACCAACUUGCGAAGAAGGUGGCCCUCCAAAGCUUCCUUUUUAUGAAGAACAAACUCAGGGAUGAGGGAAUGCUUUUUCAAGAUUGCAACAACAGGAACACUUGGACUAAUGAAUGAACUGUUUUAUAUGCACAGACGGUAUUUAACUUUGGGAAUGAGAGCUGCUAUUCAUUUCAGCUUGAACUGUACUGAAAAAUUCACACUUCUUCUCGCAAGGCUACAGUAUCCGUUAAGUAGCUGGAUCCCACUUAAAACUUUUAAAUUCUGUUCCGUUUGUUUAUUCUUGAUCUCCUGCUUCCUUCUGAUUAAUCCAUUCUCGGUAUCCUUUCCAAGUGUCAGUGCCAUAUUAC
Messenger RNA from Euleptes europaea (tarantolino), 4005 nucleotides. Its product is annotated as multiple epidermal growth factor-like domains protein 6. Gene Ontology annotation, molecular function: calcium ion binding; protein binding; scavenger receptor activity. The record is from RefSeq and is a predicted model, not a curated record. NCBI's taxonomy places the organism in Eukaryota, Metazoa, Chordata, Lepidosauria, Squamata, Sphaerodactylidae.